UGUGCAGGCAGCCGGUGGUAGCUCAGGAAUCUGACUGACACCGCGGACUGGACAGCGAGUCACUCAGUGAGCGGAACUACUCGUGGAUCCAGCCGCUGAGCGCACAAGCAUCCAGCCUUCAUCUCAGCGGGAAAAGAGACUUUUAUUAGCAGUAAAAACAGGAAGUUACCAUGAUGGCAGUCCUGGGCAGCGCCGGUCGCUUGAUCCAACUUGCCAGGAACACCGUCAGUCUGAGUGUAAGGAGACGCUCCACUGCUGCUGCUUUAGCCCAGACUGCAUCUCCAGAAACACAGGAAAACAGGAAACCUAAGACGGGCAUCUUGAUGCUGAACAUGGGAGGGCCCGAGAAACUGGAAGACGUUCACGACUUCCUGCUGCGGCUGUUCAUGGACACAGACCUGAUGAAGCUCCCUGUACAAAAUAAACUCGGUCCGUUCAUCGCCAAGCGCCGCACGCCAAAGAUCCAGGAGCAGUACAGUAAGAUCGGAGGAGGCUCCCCCAUCAAACACUGGACCUCCAUGCAAGGGGAGGGCAUGGUGAAGCUGCUGGAUGAGAUGAGUCCUCAGACAGCUCCUCACAAGUUCUACAUUGGUUUCCGGUACGUUCACCCGCUGACGGAGGAAGCCAUCGAGGAGAUGGAGAAAGACGGAGUGGAGAGAGCUGUGGCCUUCACACAGUAUCCUCAGUACAGCUGCUCCACCACAGGCAGCAGUCUGAACGCCAUCUACCGUUACUACAGCAACAGAGGCGACAGGCCAAAAAUGAGGUGGAGUGUCAUUGACCGCUGGCCCACACACCCUCUGCUGGUGGAGUGUUUUGCAGAACAUAUCAGUAACGAGCUGCUGGCGUUUCCAGAAGACAAAAGAGACGACGUUGUCAUUCUGUUCUCAGCACACUCUCUCCCUAUGGCUGUUGUAAACCGAGGUGACCCAUAUCCUCAGGAAGUAGGAGCCACAGUUCAGAGAGUCAUGGAGAGACUUGGACACUGUAACCCUUACAGACUGGUGUGGCAGUCCAGGGUGGGGCCCAUGCCGUGGCUUGGCCCCCAGACGGACGAUGUGAUCAAAGGCCUGUGUGAACGAGGGAAGAAGAACAUCCUGAUGGUGCCCAUCGCCUUCACCUCUGACCACAUAGAGACUUUACACGAGCUCGACAUUGAGUAUGGACAGGUACUGGGGGAGGAGUGUGGGGUGGAGAACAUCAGGAGAGCUGAGUCGUUGAAUGGGAACCCUCUCUUUAUGAAGGCUCUGGCAGACCUGGUCCAGUCCCACCUGAAGUCCAACCAGCCCUGUUCCCGCCAGCUGACCCUCCGCUGCCCGCUGUGCACCAACCCCACCUGCGGAGAGACCAAGGCCUUCUUCGCCAGCCAGACACUUUCAUAGAAUCACACACACACUAUGGUGCCCUUCCUGCAGCAGAGCUACCUGUGAAGAAAGUUAAGGCCUUCUUCUAUAAGCAGAAGAUUCACAAACGCACACACUCACUCCGUCUCUCCAGCAAGAGUGUCUGUUAUUACAGUUUAACCACAGCAAGUACAUUACUCUAUGGGAAAGUAACUUCCAGGCAGAAAAUGUGAGACACUCAAUCACAAAUUUGCAUUAUGUAAAUGGGGGAAUGGGCUAUAUUGGGCUUUUGGUAACACAAACAAUAAAUGUGUGUGGUUUUGUUCUUUUAAAUGGAUCAGAUUCCACAAGUUGACAGAAUAAGAAUAUUGAAUAGCUGUUUCAUAUAAUAUAUAAGUCCACACAUGUAAAAAAAAAAAAGUAUUAAUAAAAUGCUAAUCAAAUUUAAAAUUGACUUGCUGGAAAUAACAUCUCCGCUUAGCACUAAUCUCAGAUUACCUGAAUAAACUUGAUUCGGUACAGAAAAACAAGUGCCCAUGUUAGGAUUUUUUGGCAAAAGUCGGUGCAGAUAAAAGAACUGCCACUCUGCAGAAAUUGAUCACAUCAAAGCUACAGGGGAAAAAGCCUUUGGUUUUUUUUGGGUAGGGGGAUUAUUUGCUUACGUCCAAUUCACCAUCAGAGACCCUGUUUCUCUUUCUGCUGGUGCUAAAUGAAUAACAGUCGGCCAUGACGACCUGGUUGGUUGGCUGGAUCUCUCCCCCGCCUCCUCACCCGUCACUUCAUGCCAUUGACAAACACACGUCAGCAACCCCAUCCAUCCUGCCGCAGUCUUUAUGUGAUUGGAGUUGGUUGGUGCUUGUCACGCUGCUGCCUGAUUGGUGAAUACCAGUGCGAUAUAGGAAGGAAUUGCGCUGCGACUUGAGGGUUUUAAGAGAUGUAGCUUUUGGCUGCGUUCACACUGCACGCCAAAGUGACCCAAAUCUGAUCUUUGACCAUAUGUGAUCUGAUAUUUUUUGUGUGAACAACCCAAGUCAAAUUGAAGCUGAUCUUUUCCAGUUUGGAUUUGGUCCACUUUCAUGUGAUGGUCCAAAUCAGAUACAGGUAGGAGUUUUUGAAAUGCGACCUCAGUCUGGACAGUCAGAUCAGAAUUCAUGCAACUCUGACGUCACUAUAGAGCGACUUUUGCCACAAUUCAGUGUGUCACGUGCAUGCGGAAACAGUAGGUGUAUUCGCACUGUGUAUAAUACAAGUGUAAUGAAUGCAAUUACAAAACAUUUGUUAUAAACCAGGAGAAUUGUGACCCUGGGAGGAAACUAGGAGAGGGCCAUGAAAAAUGAGAGUAUUCAAUGAAAGUCUGCAGGUUUGGCAAGUAUAUGAUGACCUCUGUGGCAUCCAUGUUUACUUCCAGACUAUAGUAUGCUACACAUGACGGCAUAUUAUUGUUUUGUGCUUGCAUGUCACUUCCAAGCCGUGGCCAGGUCACACUGGAGUUUGAUAUGGGCCACAUUUAAAUAUAAUAAAUAAAUAUAUAUUAAAAUUACAGUCAAUCAACAAAAUCAGAUCUGAAAAGGGAAAAUUGAGCUGUUGCAUCUUUACAUAUGCACCUUGUGAGGUAGUUGCGGGACGCACAAAAAACAGGUAGCUGAGUUAAAACCUACUGAGUUAUUUUUUUGCCGUAAGAUAAGCACAUAAGUUUUGUAAUUUUUACAGAAGUGAAUUCAGUCCAUUAGUGUGUCCUUGAUGGAAAAGCAAAUGGGAACAAAUGCUACUGGUUAUAAAAGUAUUCUGGCGGUCUGCAACUCUGCAGUGAAGUAAAAAAAAAAAAAAAAAGUGUAACAACAUAAUUUUAGGUCUGAUGCUUACUCAUCAGCUUUAUGUAGCAUCUUACAAUCCUGUGAAAAACUGAUGUCUGUUUUUGUUUAUUUUCUAUCACCACAUCUUGGCCCAUGACAAGACGGCAAACACUAGCUAGACCCGCACCUUUCUAUAAGGAACGCAGCGCUGACUGUGCAGGGUCUGCCAGUGACAUCGCUUUCCCAGUAGAACACAAACUAAACAGUACAGUGGGUCCUUUCAAAUGUUGAAAAGGACAGUGCUAAUGGUUGAUAGCUAAUGCUAUGUGGAAGGGACAACUCAGUUUUGUAUCAGUGUUCAGAGGCUGUACAGUGUGACCUUCUCCAUGGAAGUUGCCACAUUGUCUCAGAUGUCAGUCAACUGAUGCUGUUGGAAAAAGUUCAAAACUGAUCUGUAGUUUCCUCUGAACCCUCUCUCAUUACUGGGGUUGAGCGAGUACUCACUUGGCUGAAAUGAGUUCACAGUACAGAUAAUGUACUUUUUACGAGUAUCAUCAGAGUAAAAUGUGUCAAUAUCCAUUUUCUAAUAAAAAUACUAACUUUUAUUUUAAAAAAGAUCUGUAAGUAGUUAUCUUUACUAUUUAAUUUUGAGGUUGUUCUGUAGCUAGUUUCAUAAUAAGUAUAGUAAUCAACUAAUAUCUAAUUCAUGUUUAAAUGAACAAAUUCUGGUUAGUUCCACCCACAUCCAUUUUAAGCCCCGCCCAUUCUGAGUGCGAAUACGAAUCCGGAUAAUGUACUCGCUCAUCCAAACUACUUAUUAAAUCAUUAAGCCCUCUGAGCUAAUUCUGUGCAGAUAUUACUUUUGAUCACCAAUACUAUUGAUCUACUACUUUAAUUUAUGAUUAUCGGAAUUGAUUUUGUAACAUUAGCGCAGGCCUUUUCUAUUACUGUGAGAACACUGUAUAGGCCUAACCGUUUCAGUUUGAGGCAAUACGACAAAAUGCUUUUUCUUUUAAUUCAUGUCACAUCCUUGUUGGUGUGACAAGAGCUGAAAAAUAAAGUCACUUUUGAGGGACUGCAAGAAAAAAAGAUGCUGGCAUUGUCCUUCAAUAGCAAGAUGCAGUAUAUGUUCUUAAAAAAAAAAAAAGUGGCUGAGAAAUGACAGACGUCGAGUGGAUUAGACUUUAGUUUUAAGGUUGACUGACUGCGACUUCUGUCUGCCUCAGUGCAGUUUUGUUUUCGUCCAUUCACACCUCCCCGAUCACAGUGCAAUUUCUUGUUUCGCCGUCAAGUGCUACAGCUCCAAAAAUGUCUUGAAGGUCGGAUGUUUGAUCCCCUCUGCUGUCCCAUUUGCUCGGGAUGAGACUACCUAAUAAUGAGUAAAUGUCAAAAUAAAACACUUUUUAUGGGUUGUAACUUGACCUUUGACCUCUGCCCCUGUUCCCGCUCUUAAUGUUUUAGUCAUGUUAUGCCAUGAUAAUGUGCCUUUUACACUGGCUAACUAGAAAUACUGGACUUUUGCUUUAUGUUCUUUUUUACGUGUGUGUGAACCAAAAUGCUGAUGUGAAAAAUCCACCCUGAAAUCUGAAUUUACAUCUUCCUGCUGUGAUCUGGGCCAUCGACGGCUCUCUCCCUGUGUUGAAAUCCAGAAAAAGAGCUCCUUACUGAGGUGUUUUAUAUUCCAAACUGCCGUGAAUUAACUCUGAACUGUACAACUUUAGCUCGCGACCUAAUCUACGGACAGUGAGCUAACUAGAUAAAGGGCGAGCUAAAUGGCACGUUUCGACAAUGGGGGUAACCAUUUUGGAAUAAUACCACUUCGUCAGAGUAUUGAAAGGUUUUCCUGUCUCCAAUUCUGCUGAUGUAGUGCAAAUACAGCUUUACAGCUCGCUUGCUAGGUAACUAACUAACUUGCGCAUUAAAGGGCUCACUAGCUAGUUAGCUCUCUAGCUCACUAACUUGUUUAAGUGCAGCUAUACUGACGAUGAUGUGACAGAACAUACAGGAUGAUUAGUACAAGAUGGGCACUGACUUUAACAUUAAGCUUUAAGUUAUUUUUUUUAAAAACAGGAAAGUUGGACCAUCAGACCUGUAAUAUCUCUUAUUCUUUAAAUUUUACUUUUACCUCACUCUUUGAACGUUGCGACACGUUGUAACCAUUGGCAACUGCCAACGACGCUUGCCUGAAUUGUACAGUUGUUUUAGUUGGUACAUUCUUGCUUCCACUGUGUCAUACAUACAGCAAAGCACUUUACAACACAUAUUCUCAUUCCAUACAGACGACGUUACGUUAUGCUUUCACUGCUCUUCCACAGGUUUGAACGGGAUGGUUUUGAUUUUGAGGAACACUUCCUUAAAGACCUAAAGUUAGACAAGCUCAAGGAGUCUUGUUUUGUGUCGCUACAUACUAACUGAAGGUAUGUUAAAUGGUGACACUGACAUAGCUUAGCUCAAUUACUUGCUGUCAGGGUGUUCAAGUGGUAGCUCAGCUUAAAGGAGGAUUUCUGUAAUUGUGCUGAGCUGCAAGAUGAUCCCGCCGACAUUAUGCAAUAGAGCUAAGCUAAUCUCAUUAUGUGAUACCUUCAAACUGCAAAUCAGUGUCUGUAAGAAAAAAAGUUAAUCUAAAAGCCAAACUGUCACUUCACUACAACUGUCACUUAGAAAAAGUCCUAUUUGUGCAAAAUGGCAAACUGUUUAAGUCACAGCAGGAAGACAUGCUAAUGUCUGUGAUGGGUGGGUUUUUCCUCCACCAUCAUGUUUUAUGAUUUAUUUAUUAUCCUCUGUGUUUUGACAGGUCUGUUUUUAAGAAUGUUGCUGUGUGUUUAGCUGAAAAUGCAUUGCGCAGAGUUUUUGUUGUACAUAUAACACUGCUUUGUUGCAGCUCCUGCAUACUUUUGUUUUGCUGUUUGAUUUUUAUUUAUGUUUGUUUUUUAUGUGUUCCAGACCACACAAAACCAUCUGUCUCCACUGUUUGAACUUUUUAUUAAAUAUAGGCUAUAUUUAGGAGACAUGGUAUUAACAGUGCGAGAACACAUAACGAGUCUUCCUUCAAAAUAAAAUACAAUAAAAAAAACAACAACUGGUGA
Micropterus salmoides (largemouth bass) is the source of this 6222-nucleotide messenger RNA. RefSeq names its product ferrochelatase (gene fech). Gene Ontology annotation, biological process: heme biosynthetic process. The record is from RefSeq and is a predicted model, not a curated record. The coding region runs from base 171 to 1382 and encodes 403 amino acids. Gene Ontology annotation, molecular function: protoporphyrin ferrochelatase activity. Lineage: Eukaryota; Metazoa; Chordata; Actinopteri; Centrarchiformes; Centrarchidae. The transcript has 11 exons.